GCCCUCGCGUGACGUCACCCGACGCUAAGGCCAUGGCGGGCGCGUGCUGAGAGAAUGCGGGAGAAGCGUGUGUUUGUGCCGCGGGUAGACACGCUGGAAGGGUUCAUUGUGGUUUGGGCAACACGCAGAUGACCACAGACUGAUGUCUGAGCUCGCAAAGUAACCUCGAAAUGGACUGUCACGGUGGCAGAGCCGCAGAGAGAGCGCAGCCGCGCGCCGGAAACCCGCUCGAGCCGUCGCGCGCCGCGAACGCGCCGAGCCAAGAUGGCGAACCGAGAUCCGACUGUGAGGAAGAAUCAGCGGCGGAAUUUCGGGACGCACCGAGAGUCAGAGGCUCAGACACGAAACGCGGUUCCUCUUUUGUGGCUAAUAGAUUAGCCGAGGAACCGCCGCGGCUCAACUUUCAGAUACCGAGGAGGAACAAAGAAAAGAGAGCUCUGUUCCAGUACUUGUCCUCAGAGUCCAGAGAGUUUGCAGAAAUCCUCAACAUAAUCACCUCUAGCUACAAGGAUCCUGCCUCAAAAGCGAACUUUGUGUACUCCAAACCUCGCCUCGUCCACACCGAGCCUCUGGAGAAAGAAUUCAUUGAGAAGAGAAAAGAGCUGAAGCAGGAUGGACGCACUGACAAAGAACUGGCGGAGUCCUUUUGCUUCCUGCUUUCUGACAAGGUCCCUUUGGUUUGUGAAAAAGGUUUAUCAGUUGGCAACAGCUGGUUGAGCCUUUUGGGACAUUCCACUAAAGGCGUUUACUUGUGUCAGUUCUCCGACUUGCUGCAAACCAGUCCCCAUGAGCCUGGCUUCACUGGAGAGAUAAUCAUCUUUAAAGUGAUAAAGGGUAAAGUAAAGAGCAUACAUGAUAACAUGUUAAGAGGUUUGGACCCUACACCCAAAUUUGACAGCCAUUUCUCUAAGAAUGCCAACAGGGUGACAUCCCUGACGUCUUACAAGGCAUUCGAGUUUACUCAGCAAUAUUUCUAUGAGUAUGUGGAUUAUGAGCCUGCAUCCAGGCCAAGGCAUGUGUGUCCAUAUGCUGUGGUUUCUUUUCAGUUUAAAGCCAAAGAGGCUAUAACAGCGGGCCCCAAAGCCUCGCCUCUGCAGAGGUCCAACAGCCUGCCAUCAGGAACGGGUAGAGAAAGACAUGGCUACACUGUCUGGAAAGGACACUUUGUGAAUAGAGGAAGGGAAGUGUAUCAAGCAAGCCUUCAUUCCAUUUCUCAACCUUUUCUACCUUUCAAGAUACCAGACAGGCUGGAGUUGGGUAAAGUCAUGAGACUGGACCAAGUAAAAGGGUUAAUUCCAUCUACACUUUUCUCAUGGGACCUUUACUCCGGCAGCCAUGAAGUAUUCAAGAGUGGAAUGUACUGCAGUCUGUUUGAGGUUGUGGCGGAGAAAAACAAAUCAGGAGAGGGCCUGGCUGAGUUGUUUCAGGAACUUGAAAAAAAGGGAUUGGUAUUGAUGAAUAUGGUGAACGACAAAGGUUUUCUCUUCUUUCUGUCUUCAGGCCAAAUGUCCAACUCAAACGAACGCAGAGCAGGUUGGAAAACAUCUUCUCAAGCUCUUUUCAUCUAUCGCCAUUCACGGGAUGUGUCAAAAUUCUCUCCUGAACCCCAUACUGCCCGCACACCCUUGACCCCGGUGCCCCAGGACCCUGUAAUGCCACGCCUGAAUAGCUUCAUCCCAGCAUACCACUACGCUCUCAGCAAAGUGCGCUGUAACCCUCCAGCUAACUUGAGUGCUGGAGUGGAGCAGCAGGCCCUCGAAUACCUCGGCAGCCUCCACGAAUCCAAACCCAUCCAGCGAGUCCGACUCGACUACGACAUCAAACUGGACGACAGGGAGAAACUCUUUCCUGCUCCAAGGCAGAGAUUCAAAUGGGAAAGCUACAUUCAUUCCUACUUUUACAGCCCCGGUCUGUACACGAUGCCUGUUGAAAAAGCAAAGAACAUGGUCGAGAUGUUCAGGUGUGUUCUCGAGUCUAGUACCUACCCAGAGACCACAGACACUUCCCAGGCUCAUAGUGACCCAGAGGGAAUGAAUGAACUUUUAAAGCUCAUUCAGAUGAAUAAAAUGAAAGAAACCAAACAGAAAGAAGUGCCAUUGGAUACUCAUGGUUUAAAGAGGAAGUUGGAGGAAGAGGUGCAGAACGUAAGUGCAAAGUGUUCGAGGAUGGCCGCGCCCAGCAAUGGAGAACCUGAAGAAGGUCAAGCUGAGAAGUCCUGUCAGUCUCUGGCUGAUGUGUUGACCAGCAUUGGCCUUCAAGACACUGACCUCAGGAAGGACAAGACUCAGGGGACACUGAAGGUUGUGGAGUUACUGGACAAGCUCAGCAAAACCACUCAGGAUACAGACUUGAGGAAGGACAACACUCCAGUAGCACUGGUUAGCAAGAUGCUGGACAAUCUAAACAAAACUUUACGCAGCUCAUUUUUGACUAACGCUGAUGGAGAACUGGUAAAGAGCAGUGAAGACACUGAAAAGACUCUACAGGACAGCAUGACCAGCCUGGGUCUCCCAACCAACUGCGACACUGACCUUCGGAAUCGAUUCACGGAUGACGACGAUCAAGAAGCACAAGGAAAAAAUGAUCUUGAGGAAGAAACUGCUGGUAGCUUGAGUAGCCUGGAGGCUUUCAGUCCAUGCUCCGAUAGCAAUGGACAACAACGCGGUGACAACCUACCUGGAGAGAGAUCAAUCCCCUGGGUGCUUAUUCCCAUAACAGGUCUGAAGACUGAGAGAUACAGCCAUAGAAGGGACAGGAAUCUCGAGGAUCCUCGUUUCAUUCAAAGCCCCACAGUGUCCACUCACACCAGUCCGGAGACACAGGAUGUCACACCUCCUGAUCAUCCUGACAGCAGUAACGUGGAGGCUGAACCCGAGAUUGACUCAGUGGAAGAUCAGGACAUGGAUGUCUCUGAUGAGCUAAAGGUUUCUGAUAGUCAGGAGCAGAGAGGGACACCAUUCAGCGGUGUUGACUGCAUAGUCGAUGAGCAAAUCUCCGGCUUCUCCGCUGAGGUCGAGGAUCUUUUGCGAGAGGAACGUGUGUACUACAUUCCCUAUUCUAGCUCUCAAACCCAGAGAAAUCCACCACAGACACAUAUGGUACCUUUCUCUGAGUACGUCUUGCAUUUUAACACACCGUUUCCCGUGCACAGCUACGUUAACUCAUUCAGAGAUAGCGUAAGUGCUUUCUUGGAUCCCCGGAAGAAUAGACGGGAUAGCACGACAUUCGUUUCUUCUUCAGCUCCUGAAGUUCUUCCUGUCUCUUCUUCUCCUCUCAUUAAUGCACCUGCUCACUCUCCCAGCGCUGUCACUGCAGUGAAACCCGCAAUUACCUUUAAUUCUCCGACCCCCAAAGAGGACCACCAGCAACAUUUGCAUGAUCUGCAAAUUAUAAAUGGGCUAACGCAGGCAGAACAGAGCGCAGUGAUGUGUGAAAGGCUUGGCUCCCAACAAGGCGAGACUUCGAACGCAUCCAUUAGCAGUCGAGUGAUCACGGAUGCAGGAGAAAGCAUGGCUAACAGCAGGCCGACAAACAACGACGCGGCUACACCUAUAGAACCGGCUCCAGCUGCCAUCAGCAACCUUAUUAGUCAACUACAACCUGAGGUGAUCAACAACCUAGUGAAGAUCAUGAGGGAUGUGCAAAAGAACACCGUCCACUUCUACAUCCAUUGUGUGGAUGAGGAGAGUGAUGUGUGCUGGGAAAUAAAGGACUAUUUAACGAGGCUUGGCAAUCCAGAGUGCGAUCCUCAGACCUUUCUUGAGAAAAAGGACAGUCAAGACAAACUCCUGAUAGUCAUCCAAAAUAUAGACAUUGCUGCUCACAUCCAUAAGAUUCCUGCAUUAGUGUCUCUAAAAAAGCUGCGAUCAGUAAGCUUCGCUGGAGUAGACAGUCUUGAUGACAUCAAGAAUCACACCUACAAUGAACUGUUUGUUUCUGGCGGCUUCAUCAUCUCUGAUGAAUUUGUCCUUAAUCCUGACUUCAUCACACAGGAGAGACUUCAGGCUCUUCUCCAAUAUCUUGAGGAGCUUAACACACCUGAGAGUCCAUGGAGAUGGUGGGUGCAUUGUAAAACUCACAAAAAGGUCAAAGAGCAAAGCAGGUGUAAAAGUGAAGCCCUGAACGUACUGAACCUCCUCACGACCUACCACAAGAAACAAAUAGUCGAGUUUCUGUCAUACCAUGAGUGUGAUGCUCCGUCGCACCAAGCACCUGACCUGGACUGUCUGGUGAAGCUUCAGGCUCAGAACAUCCGGCAGCGCCAUGUAAUAUAUCUCACAGAGCGUCGAUUUGAGAUGUUUCCACAUUAUUCUAACAGUGGCAUCGUUAUUGCAAACAUUGAUGACAUCUUGUAUAGUAUGGCCAGUCUGAUUGGUGAAGCAGGUGACAAACCAGCAUCCACAGAUCUGCAUUCCUGUCCCACAUCCCCAAUAUUGAGGGAAGAGGACAUGGGACUAAGCGCUGAAAUUCCCACCAUAGACAGGACAUCUGCCUGUGAUGAAAAACCGUCUGUCUGUACAGACAUACAUCCUUGUUCUCUAUCUGACCAUACAGUAAGAGACAAAACGACGAUAGUUACUUUACCUUCACCCACCACUGGGAUACCAAGGGAGUUAGAUUUUGAAGCUCUCAGAGACGUAAUUUCCCAUUUCAGAAAUGCCAGAAUGCAAGCAACUUCCCGCACAGGCCAGAUAUCACCAGGAUCUUUCAGGACCGAUCCUCAGCAAAGCUUCCUCGGACAGAGCAAUGGGCUUUCGUCUGUUCCUCAGGGCCGUUCCGAAGAUGACAGUCUUUCAAAUCAGUCUGCGUCCUCAUUUCGAGCUUCUCAAGGGGCUGCGGCCUCACAGGCUAUGAGUCAAAUGGAGGAAGUCAGGCAAAGAGAGCAAAUUCAUGCAGAAACUGUGUCUGCUUCAGAACGUGUCAUCGGGUCACAGGCUCAAGAUCAGGUUGGCACUGGAACACAAGAUGGCAUGGCUGGGCUAGCUUCUGUAGUCAUAGAGACCACCAGCAAUUCAUGUAGUGACAUAGAACCUACCUGGAAUCGCACAACUGACAGUGACAUUGCUGCUGAAACCCCAAUAAAUCUGAACAUCAGUGGUACUGACAGUGGCUUGAAUCAGGAGAAGGAUGCAUCAGAACAGGGAACCCUGAAAAACCUGAUGCCCACUACGAGCUCAUCUAGCACCAAGUCUGCAGAUAAUACUGUGACUAGCAGGAACUACGGUAGCCGAGGUGGUAAACGGCCAGUGCCUGGACGGUCGCCUUACGGGAUGAAUACUUUAAUCACAAUGGACAGAAUGCUGCAGAGCGGCAGUUUGUGGCCUGCUUCUCAAGCGCCUCAGAACAGCACUAUGGGACUCAGAUCCCAGCUACUGCACAGCUCAGUGGCCAACACAUUCACACAUUCAGGCCUAAGAAGCCUUUUACCUAGCAGUAACAUGGCCUGGAACAAUUUGGCGCAAGGGACAGCGACCAACGUGUGGGGAAUUCAGCCAGGUGUAGGACUAGGACAAGUGCACCGGACUCAGUUUAUCCAGAGCUAUGCCUUGCAUGGGAAUCCAGCAUUCCAAGGCAAUGGACAUCCUCCACCUCGAGGAGGCUAUGGCGGCUGGUGAGCCAGCGCUGCCUGUACAUAGUUACAUUUUGAACAUUUUUUACGUUCUUGGACUGAGAAAGUUAAAUACCAUUCACUACUGGAUGUGCAAGUCCUUGUAUCAUUUCACAUUUUGUACAGACCCCUAUAUUUGUAUUUAAAAAUUUUGUUGAAUUGUCUGGAUUAUGUUUCUUUUUGGAAAACACUACAGGCAAUUACGGCCUUGCUUUUAAUGUUAACCUUUUUUUAAGCUAUAAAGGAAGUGCAUUAAAGCAACUGUAGCAGCUGAUUGUUAA
Messenger RNA from Pangasianodon hypophthalmus (striped catfish), 5889 nucleotides. It is a transcript of the gene tasora, whose product is annotated as transcription activation suppressor a. Bases 171 to 5615 code for a protein of 1814 amino acids. NCBI's taxonomy places the organism in Eukaryota, Metazoa, Chordata, Actinopteri, Siluriformes, Pangasiidae. Gene Ontology annotation, cellular component: heterochromatin; nucleoplasm. Gene Ontology annotation, biological process: negative regulation of gene expression, epigenetic; protein localization to heterochromatin. The record is from RefSeq and is a predicted model, not a curated record. Gene Ontology annotation, molecular function: chromatin binding. The transcript has 23 exons.